AGAAAACAAAACAAAUUCCACUAAACCUGCUAGUCUUAACAGAUCCUGGGUGGAGGCAGUGUUUUGAACAUACAGUAGUAGUGAUGUCCACAGGUACACUGGCUCUCUGCACACAUUGAUCUCAGCAUGCCUCUGCCAAGACGUAGGUCUUCUUUCCUUGGCCAACAGGCCCAGGCCCCCCAAGCUGAUCGCCCGACUGGGGGAAGCCGGAGGGUCAGCGUUGGGACAAGCAGUGGUGGCUAUUCCCGGACUACGGGGGUCUAUGUGGGGAUGGUGCCCAUCGGUGGAGCCAGCAGCCUGGGCACCCGGGUGUCCCGUCGAGCCUUGGGCAUCAGCAGUGUUUUCCUGCAGGGCCUUCGCAGUACCACCCCGGUCAUCUUGACUCAAGGGGUGGAGAGGAGCCGCAGCCCCACCUUUGAAAGUCUCAACGGCUGCCUGCUCGAGUACAUGGAGAAGGUGCGGGCGCUGGAGCAGGUGAACCGGGAGCUGGAGGAGCAGAUCAGGGUCUACCUGGACAAGAAAGCUUCCAGUGCUGCCAGCUGGGGAACACUGAGGCAGGACUGGGAGGACAUCUACAGACAAGUGAGUGAUUCAAUCCUGGAUAAUGCUCGCCUCAUGCUUCAGACAGAGAAUGUUCAAGCCAGUGCAGAGGAUUUUAAAGACAGAUACGAGAAUGAACAGCCUUUCCGCAGAGCCGUGGAAGAUGAAAUUAACUCCUUGUAUAAAGUGAUUGAUGAUGCUCAUUUAACUAAAAUGGAUCUGGAAAGUCAGAUAGAGAACAUGAGGGAGGAACUUGAUGUUCUGACAAAGGGCCAUAAAGAGGAUGUGAAAGUGCUUUUUAACCAGCUUGCUGGUAGCCAGUUUGAUGAACCAGAUGCUCCAACUGAGACAAGUCUGGACCAUAUUCUGGAGUACAUAAGAGCCCACUGGGAGAAAGCUAUAAAACGGGACCAGACAGAAACUGAUGCCUAUCUGGAAUAUAAGCAGUCUGAGAGUGUUAAUGCCAAGAUGAGCCAGAAAGAGGAAGAAGUGGAGUUACUAAGGACGGAGUGCAAUGAUAUAGGAUGCAAGAUUCAGAGCCUACAAGCAGAAACCGAGUCCAUGAGAGCACUGAAACGGGGGAUGGAGAAUUCCUUAUAUGAUGCUAAGCACUGGCAUGAUAUUGAACUGCAGAAUCUGGGCUCUGUGAUUUCUAAGCUGGAAGCAGAGCUGGGUGAAAUCCGAGGAGAAGUUGAUCAGCAGAAAAAAGACUAUGAAACCUUGCUGAAUAACAGAAUGAAACUAGAAUUGGAGAUCAGCUCUUAUCAUGGCAUAUUAGAUGGAGAGGAAAGCAGGUACCAUCCACAUAAGUGGGUCCAUGGGGGCCCAGCAGAUAGUGAAGGCCAGCCUGCUAGCCACCAUUCAGAAACACAAGACCCAGAACCUUCCACAAAAACUUCAUGGAAAGUUUUAAUACAGUUUAUUCUGGCUUCUGUGCUGUGUAUCUCUCGUGGCACUGCUUGCAGGUUUUUCCUCCGCAAGUCAAAAAUAGAAGACACAAUUACAAGACAUGAUGUAAUAUGAAUCUGUAAGAAGGAGUUUAGACAUAUUUCUAAAGAGGGUCCUAUAUUUGUGGUUGAUAUUGCAUUUCAAAUUUGAAGAUAUUAAGUUGCUUUUAAGGCUGUGACAUCUGACAUCUAGGCGUGGCUGUACCUAUCUUAACCUGCAUUUUGUGACUGAAUAAAACCUCACCCUCAUGCUAAAAUUUA
This is a messenger RNA of Acipenser ruthenus (sterlet), 1748 nucleotides long. Its product is annotated as phakinin-like. The coding region runs from base 127 to 1563 and encodes 478 amino acids. Gene Ontology annotation, cellular component: intermediate filament. NCBI's taxonomy places the organism in Eukaryota, Metazoa, Chordata, Actinopteri, Acipenseriformes, Acipenseridae. Gene Ontology annotation, biological process: intermediate filament organization. The record is from RefSeq and is a predicted model, not a curated record. Gene Ontology annotation, molecular function: structural molecule activity. The transcript has 9 exons.